UUCAGUUAGCAUGGGAUGUGCUAACUUGCUAGCUCCGGCAAGCAACUGUGCAAGAGAGCUUCAACAGAGACAGAAAUGGAGGCUUGGGGAGAGGAAGCAAUAUCUGGGGUGAAGAAGAGCGCAGGAAAGCAUCUACCAGGCAGGUGUGAACUCCCAAGUGGCUACAGUGACUUCUCUUCUGGACCCUAAGUCAGACAGCACUCAUCAAACCCCGAGUGAGCACAUCAUAGCCGUUCUGUGUCUCUGAUCUAUCAAUCACCAGCAGGAGAUUGACAAACAAAGAAUGGGGCUUUGGGUUUUGGCGGCUCUGACAGUUUCCAUGUAUUCCUCAGUAAUCAAGAGCAGUAAACCAAUCUGGGGUCUGGAACAUGAGGCUUUAAUUGUGAGAUGCCCCCAAGGCGGAGGCCCGCUUGAUCAUGUGGAAUGGUAUAACUCAAUUACAAAUGAGAGUAUGUCUACUCAGAAAAGCAAUGGGAUCGUUGUCUCCAGAGACCGCCUGAAGUUUCUACCAGCCAGAAUGGCUCACUCCGGAAUCUAUGCUUGCGUGGUCACAAGCCCCGACUUCAAUAUGACUGAAUUCAUGAAUGUGACCAUAUAUAGAAAGACAACAGGCUGCAACGUUCCUGAUCAUUUGAUGUACAAAACAGUAAAUGGAUCAGCAAAGAACCCCAAGAUAACUUGUCCAACAAUCUCCUACUAUAAUUGGACAGCGCCUGUUCAGUGGUUUAAGAACUGCAAAGCUCUUCAAGGACCGAAGUACAGGGCGCACAGAGCCUACUUGUUCAUUAAUAACGUGGGGCAAGACGAUGAAGGGGAUUACACGUGUAAAUUCACGCACAAUGAGAAUGGGACCAGUUACAUUGUGACCGCAACCAGGUCAUUCAUAGUCGAAGAAAAAGGCUUUUCUGUGUUUCCAGUAAUUAAAUUCCCCGCACACAACACAACCAUGGAAGUGGAAAUAGGAAAACCAGUGAAUAUCACCUGCUUAGCUUGCCUUGGCAAAGGCCCUCAGUUCUUGACUAAAGUCCUGUGGCAGAUUAAUGAAAGGAAUGUUGAAAUGUUUGGCAAAGAAAGAAUUCAAGAGGAGAAAGAACAAAAUCAAAGUUCCAGCAGUGCCAUGGAUUGUUUAACCUCAGUACUAAGGAUAACUAAUGUGACAGACAAGGAUUUGUCCCGGAAAUAUGACUGUCUGGCCCUGAACCAUCGUGGCGUGAUAAGGCACACCUUGCACCUGAGAGAAAAACAGCCAAUCGAUCGUCAAAGCACCUACUACACGGUUGCAGGAUGUAGUCUAUUGCUCAUGCUUAUCAACGUCUUGGUGAUAGUCUUAAAAGUGUUCUGGAUUGAGGUUGCUCUGUUCUGGAGGGACAUAGUGACACCUUACAGAAUUCAAAAUGAUGGCAAGCUCUAUGAUGCUUACGUCAUCUACCCACGGGUCUUUGAGGGGAGCUCAGCAGGAAUCACCUCCGUGGAGUACUUUGUUCAUCACACUCUGCCCAACGUUCUUGAAAAAAAAUGUGGUUACAAGUUAUGCAUUUAUGGGAGAGACCUGCUGCCCGGACAAGAUGCAGCCACCAUGGUGGAAAGCAGUAUCCAGAACAGCAGAAGACACAUGUUUGUCCUGGCCCCUCACAUGAUGCACAGCAAAGAGUUUGCUUACGAACAGGAGAUUGCCCUGCACAGUGCCCUCAUCCAGAACAACUCCAAGGUGAUUCUUAUUGAGAUGGAACCUCUGGGUGAGGCCAGCCGACUGCAGGUUGGGGACCUCCAAGAUUCUCUCCAGCAUCUCGUGAAAAUGCAGGGGACCAUCAAGUGGAGGGAAGACCACGUGGCCAACAAGCAAUCUCUAAGCUCCAAAUUCUGGAAGCAUGUGAGGUACCAGAUGCCAGUGCCAAACAGACUCCCCAAGAUGGCGUCUGGUGUGGUUCCUUUGAGUGAAACACAAGGCAUGUUUACCCAAAACACUCUUGAGUUGUGGUCCUGAUCACCCACAGCUGGCUGUGCCCUUGCAGCAGGCAGCGGAGUGGAGCUGUGAAGACUUGGGAUGUCAAGGGUAGCAGCCCCAGGCCCCAGCUAGCAAGCUACUCUAGUAGUUUUCCUACUUGUGGGAGGGGCCAUGCCUCCUUUCUCUAUGCUUUCCUUUGCCCAUUUCAUUCCUUUGCGGCACAAGGUCAUCCCUGUGCCUUUUCUUCUCUUCCAUUUCUGUCUCUAUUCUUUCUUUUAAUCAAUAAUCUGCUUUCUGAAUAGCAAGCUGAUGGUUUUAGAAUGGAAUUCUGAGCGUUCUCAUGCCCAGAGGUGGAACCACAGUGGUAAAUCACUUUCCCAACAUGCCAGAAUUUUCUUUCUUUCUUUGGCACUUACGCAGUUUUGUCGUGUCAAUGUUGCCAAGUUUGUUAGACUACCUUAUCUAAAUUGCCAUGACCAACAAGCUCUUUUCAGUUCUAGUGUCUUUCAUAUAGUUUUAUUCUCUUUAGAAAUCUUUUCUCACUGUAAAAGUAAUAAAGGUAUAUUUGAAAAAAGACAGUGUGAAAAAAUAUUAUAAAAGGCAAUCAUAACCCUGACACAUAAGAUGAAUUUUGGCAAAUAAGACUGCACUUUAAGAUGUCUUUACAAUGUGUACAUAUAAUUUGUAUAGCCGGGAUUGUACAAUACUGAUUUUGAGUCUUUCCUGUUUAGCGCCAUAAUGAAUAUCUGUGGCAUGUCAAUCUUGAAUUCCUUUAACAUUUACAGAUGUUAAAUUACAUGUUCAGAACGCCCCAUUUCAGCUUGCGCUGCAGACUCCUGCUAAAGCCGCCGCCAUGAGAAACAAGUCUGUCACACUGCAGCCACACCAGCACAUCUCCUACCUACCGACUCAAAGAAGUUUUGUCAUCGCGAGACAACUUAUUUUUUGUGACAUUUCUGUGAAAUGUAUAGGGAAUUUUGUUAUCCACUCUUAUUGAAUUGCCAAAAACUGACCUGGGAAAAGCAUGCUGUGUGUAUAACUGUUCACACAGUAGAAUGUGGGAUCAGGAAGGAAUCCUUGCUUUGGAUAACUAGCUCUGUGGUUCUAAGUUCCUUAAUGUCCUCAAAUAAAAGUUUUCUUAGGUCCUGAUGAAAUGUAAUACCACCUUAGAUUCUUUAGCUAAUAGAAAAUAGAAGAAUUUGGACUUCAGAAACAAUUCAGUUAGUACUAAUGUUUGGAAUUAUGAAAUCUCCUUGUGCACCAUGUGAAACUGACUGUAUUCUGUGAUUUACCUUAAUGAAGACUUCUUAAAACUAAAAUUCUCUUCAGUUAGAUGAUUUAUUAUCUCUGCUCCCUCACCCACCAAAAAUGACCCAAGGAAACUACUAUUGGUUCCGUUUCAAGAUUAUCCUGACAAUUUAAAACAAUUUGCAUUUAUAUUUAUAUUAGAGAAAUAUUCUUAGUUUCUUAGAAAAUCCCACCUAGGAUUUGAUAAUAAUGUAUAUGGAGCCCAUAACAUAG
Messenger RNA from Chionomys nivalis (European snow vole), 3466 nucleotides. RefSeq names its product interleukin 1 receptor like 1 (gene Il33r). Gene Ontology annotation, molecular function: interleukin-33 receptor activity; interleukin-33 binding; interleukin-1 receptor activity. The record is from RefSeq and is a predicted model, not a curated record. The coding region runs from base 284 to 1984 and encodes 566 amino acids. Gene Ontology annotation, biological process: signal transduction. The transcript has 11 exons. Lineage: Eukaryota; Metazoa; Chordata; Mammalia; Rodentia; Cricetidae.